GCGUUAGGAGGAGGAGGAGGAAGAACUGGCCGCGGCUGGUUCUCCCGCACAUAAACACCCGAGUCUGCGGGAAAGAGAAAAAACCGCACACAAAAGAAGAGCACUGCAUCUGAUACACACUCCCAUCCGACCAGGAGAGCAGGUCUUUUAGAAGAGGAGCUUGGACGGCAUGCAAAGUUGUGAAAUAUCUUCAGACAGCACAGAUGAUCCUCUCAGUAGCGGCUUACGCAGGCAUCACCAACCGCGAAUAGUAGUUAUUGGUGCGGGCUUGGCCGGCCUGGCAGCCACCCAGACCCUCUUGGAGAACGGCUUCACCAAUGUCACGGUGCUAGAGGCCUCGGACUGCAUCGGAGGCAGAGUGCAAAGCGUUCAAUUCGGUAGAGCCGCUUUGGAACUAGGAGCCACCUGGAUCCAUGGCGCUAACGGGAACCCCAUCUACCACCUGGCUGAGGAUAAUGGGCUCCUGGAGCACACCACGGAGGACGAGCGCAGCGUGGGCCGCAUCAGCCUCUACGCCAAGAACGGUGUGGCCCACUACCAGACCAACAGUGGCAAGCGUAUCCCCAAGGACCUGGUGGAGGAGUUCAGCGACUUGUACAACGAGGUGUAUGAGCUGACUCAGGAGUUUUUCCAGAACGGGAAGCCGGUGGGCGCUGAGACGAAGAACAGCGUGGGUAUCUUCACACGGGACCUGGUGCGCAAAAAGAUCACGAUGGACCCCGACGACUCUGAAAGCACCAAGAAGCUGAAGCUGUCCAUGCUCCAGCAGUACCUCAAGGUGGAAAGCUGUGAGAGCAGCUCGGCCAGCAUGGACGAAGUGUCCCUGAGUGAGUUCGGAGAGUGGACAGAGAUCCCCGGCGCUCACCACGUCAUCCCUGCGGGCUUCAUCAAAGUGGUAGAGCUGCUGGCCCAGGACAUUCCGAGGCGCGUGCUGCACCUCGGAAAACCCGUCCGGCGCAUCCACUGGAACUACAGCGCUCAGGACGCCGAGGGCGACGCCGACCAAGCCGACCACAACCAGGAUCAGCGACCCGGGCCGGCUCCGGUGCGCGUCGAGUGCGAGGACGGCGAGUGGUUCCUCGCCGAUCACGUGGUCGUCACGGCCUCGCUGGGCGUCUUAAAGAAAGCCCACGAGACGCUCUUCUCUCCGAGCCUUCCCCUGGACAAGGCCUUGUCCAUCCAGAAGCUGGGCAUCAGCACCACGGAUAAGAUCUUCCUGGAGUUCUCCGAGCCCUUCUGGAGCCCCGAGUGCAACAGCAUCCAGUUCGUGUGGGAGGACGAGGCACACCUGGAGAGCCUGGCGUAUCCAGAAGAGCUCUGGUACCGGAAAAUCUGCAGCUUCGACGUGCUUUACCCGCCCGAGCGCUACGGCCACAUGCUGAGCGGCUGGAUCUGCGGAGACGAGGCGCUGCUCAUGGAGCAGUGCGACGACGAAACCGUGGCCGAGAUGUGCACCGAGCUGCUCCGCAAGUUCACAGGGAACCAGAACAUUCCAAAGCCUCGGCGGAUCCUGCGCUCGUCAUGGGGCAGUAAUCCUUACAUCAGGGGCUCGUACUCGUUCACCCGCGUGGGCUCCAGCGGCGGAGACGUCGAGCGGCUAGCCCAACCCCUGCCCUACACCAAGAGCUCCAAGGCUCCGUCGUUGCAGGUGCUGUUUGCUGGCGAGGCCACGCACAGGAAAUACUAUUCCACUACCCAUGGUGCUUUGCUGUCUGGUCAGAGAGAGGCAAACCGUCUCGUCGAGCUCUACCACGACGUCCUCAAUGCAGAAACCACGAAAGCCUAAUACGUAGUAAAAGAAAUGAAUCAAACGCAAACCACUAACUCGUGAUUUGUUUUUACACAAAAACCUAUGUUUUAAUGAUUUCUGUAUUUUGAAAUGAAUUAAACGUGUAUUAAAAAUAACUAGUAGGGGCAUUAAACUAAUAACAGAAAUAAACAUUGUUUAUACUGUACUUAGAUUGACAGAUAUUUAGAUAUUACUGAGAUGUACCGUACUGUACACGGCCGCCGAGUUCGCCGGCCGCCUCCGGCUCUUAUUUUUCUCUGUUUGUUCUUUGUUUUUGUUUUUUAAUCGAUAAGUUAUACGUUUAUAACACGUCUGUAAUUUAACUUUUGUAAGUGCCUUCUGUAUUUAAUGGUGUCCUUUAAAAUAAAAACACAGUGGCAAAGA
Messenger RNA from Ictalurus punctatus (channel catfish), 2173 nucleotides. It is a transcript of the gene smox, whose product is annotated as spermine oxidase. Gene Ontology annotation, molecular function: polyamine oxidase activity. The transcript is spliced from 7 exons. The record is from RefSeq and is a predicted model, not a curated record. Bases 170 to 1786 code for a protein of 538 amino acids. NCBI's taxonomy places the organism in Eukaryota, Metazoa, Chordata, Actinopteri, Siluriformes, Ictaluridae.